GACCGGCCCCGCUGCCGGCCCGCCCCGGGGAGGAAAGCCUCUAGGACCCGGGGAAGCCCGCCGGCCGCUCCACCCUCCCAGAUAGCCCGUAUGGGCGGUGUCCGAGCGCCGACCAUGGGUCCGGGGGCAGACGAAAGCCGCGGGGCCGCCGAGGUUGCUCCGCCGCCUUUCGUGCGAGUCGCCCCCUCGCUCUUUCUCGGGAACGCGCGAGCCGCGAGAGCGACGGAGCUGCUGGCGUGCGCGGGCGUCACACUGUGCGUGAACGUCUCACGCCAACAGCCCGGUCCGCGCGCUCCCGGCGUGACCGAGCUGCGCGUGCCCGUCUUCGACGAUCCAGCCGAGGACCUGCUGGCGUACCUGGAGCCCACCUGCGCCGCCAUGGAGGCCGAGGUGCGUGCCGGCGGCGCCUGCCUGGUCUACUGCAAGAACGGCCGCAGCCGCUCGGCCGCCGUCUGCACCGCCUACCUCAUGCGGCACCAAGGCCUCAGUCUGACGAGGGCCUUCCAGAUGGUGAAGAGCGCCCGCCCAGUAGCUGAGCCCAAUGCAGGUUUCUGGUCUCAGCUCCAGAAAUAUGAGGAAGCCCUCCAGGCUCAGUCCUUCCUGCCCAGGGAGCCCUUGGGGACAGCUCUUCCAAGCGGCAGCAAAGCCACCCAGCCCUAGGGAUGAUUCCUGACUGCUCAAGCAGAGCAAAUGGCAGGGCCUGCGGCCCCAGGAAAGAAAAGGUGGGAAGGGUGCGCUGCUCUGAUAGGAGGCUGGUCGCUCCCCUCCUUCCUCAAUAUUACCCAGAGUUUUCAUGUUUCCCUCCAUUUAGUCUCAUCUCCCUGAAUCGCAGCCCAAGCCUCUGUCCCCUCUUGGUGGUGCAGAAGUGUAGGAGGGCCCACACCCGGACACAUACUGUCCCUCCGUCUGGUCUACUCGGUUUAUUGGGCUUUGGCCAGAAAAAUCUAAACCACUUGAAUUUUAUGCAGUCGGAUGCAAGAUGGAGGCAGGAAAUUGAGGACAGGAGAUCGGUGUCACAGGUACCCACCACCUGGAUCUGAGCUCCCAGCUCAACCUUCUGCCAAGUCACAGUACAUCUCCUGCCUCCCGCCUCGCACACCUCUCACUGGUCCCAUGGCCUAGAAGGGGUGCAGGCCUGCAGGGCUGAGACUGGGGAACUGGAGAAGCAGGGGAACUGCAGCCUGUGCUGACAAACCACCCAGCCUGGGCACUACUGGGGCCUCAGAGUCUGUACCAGCCACCCACCUUGACCUCUCUGCUUCAGUCACUUUCAUAGCCAUUGUCAAGCCAGCAAUGGACUGGUUCUCUCCGGUGUGGAGGAUCC
Otolemur garnettii (small-eared galago) is the source of this 1324-nucleotide messenger RNA. It is a transcript of the gene DUSP28, whose product is annotated as dual specificity phosphatase 28. Gene Ontology annotation, biological process: protein dephosphorylation. Lineage: Eukaryota; Metazoa; Chordata; Mammalia; Primates; Galagidae. Gene Ontology annotation, molecular function: protein tyrosine/serine/threonine phosphatase activity. The transcript is spliced from 2 exons. Gene Ontology annotation, cellular component: cytoplasm. The record is from RefSeq and is a predicted model, not a curated record. Bases 91 to 660 code for a protein of 189 amino acids.